Messenger RNA from Prorocentrum cordatum, 5025 nucleotides. The record is from the annotation of a GenBank genome assembly. NCBI's taxonomy places the organism in Eukaryota, Dinophyceae, Prorocentrales, Prorocentraceae.
AUGGCGGCGUCCUUGGCAGAGACGGCACUCCCGAGUCAGGAGGAGAUCAACACGCUUGGGCUGGCCACGGCAGUGGGGCCCAUCGCCACCUGGGCCGGCCUCGCGGAGGAGCCCUUGGCGCAGUUGUCCGAGGUCUUGGGGUUCAGCUCUGUGCAGGACUUCAAGCAGGCGCCGCCGCGCCUGCUGGCGGCGUCCCCGCCGGAGGCAUUCGAGGAGGCGCUCAAGGAGUGGAUGGGCGCCUCAUUCCUCUCCAAGGCUGGCGCGCGCCUCCUCUACAAGGUAGCGGUGGCGCUGUGCACGGCCAAGGUCUCUUCGGAGGCCAGGCCGGCCGAGGGGGCGGCGACCACCAAUGCGAAGAAGAAGCUGAAGCUCGCGCACCUCAUCGACAGCACGGACGACACGGAGAUCAACGCGCCCGACACGGACCAGGUGACACGAUGGUUCGAGAACUACGCCGAGAUCAAGCACGGGGAGCCGCUCGAGCACCACGAGCCGACCCCGGACCAGAUCGCAGCGCUCCACACCCGCGUUGUGGAGCUGAAGGCGGAGCCGUACGCGGACUUCUCGCUGCUCACGCCUUACGGCCGCCGCAUGGCCAAGAUCCUCCGCCACCGGAGCUGGUUCCUCCAGGAGGACGGCUCCUACAAAGCCAUGGAGGUACCAGGGCCCGCGAGCUUCGAGGUCUGGGAGAAGUGCUUCGACGUCUACGAGGUCAUCCUCCUCAUGCUCCGCUUUCCGCCGGCUGCGGAGGGCGACGGCCGCCCGGAGGUCGUGGUUACGCCAAUCGCGAUCGACGCUUACCGGGAGGCCUUCAAGCAGCUGUGCAAGGAGCACCCGGAGUGUUGGCACCUUUGCCAGCGCGCCGAGGACCGCUGCCGGGCGGAGCACUUCGCCAGGGUAGCGCGCAAGCUCCGGGACAAACACCGGCGCAAGCCUACUUGGAGCGAGGUCUUCCAGGAGGCUGCCUUGGACGACCGCUACUGGGACCGCGAAGUGCGGCGGCCGGCGCUGGGGUUUCUCGCCAGGAACAAGCGCCCCCAGACGGACGGCGACGACGCUACUUCAGCAGCGUCGCAGGAGCCCCCGGCGAAGAAGACGGUCUCCCAGAAGCGCCGGGAGAGGAAGCAGAAGCUGGUGGAGGUUGGGAGCGAGAGCAAUCCAGCGAAGGGCAGCCGCAAGGGCGAGACACACCCCAGGAAGGACAAGCAGGGCCGGUUCAUUACGACGCGGGAGGGGCAGGAGAUCUGCUUCAAGUACGCGAACGGCCCCGACAAAGGCGGGUGCACGGGGAUCCACGAGGCCAAGGGGCAGGGGAACCUGGGGGUCAAGGACGAGGAGGAGGAGGAGCACGAGGAGGAGAACUGCGAGGUCAGGGACUUCGAGGUCGCCGAAGCUGGGUGCGAGAGGAGCCAGGUCGUCACCGACAGCGCUGCCCUACGCGCGGGGCAGACCGGGGCUGCCCGACGCCCUCCGGAUGGCGUGGCGCUUCCAGAACCGAGGGCUGCCAGGGAGGCUGCAAACAAUGCGGCCCUUGGUGGGCUCCGAAACCCCAACCGGGCAGUCGCCAGAUCUGUCGGGCUCAGGCGGACGGGCGCCCGGGUCCGGAAGGUCCUCGACGAGGUGCUCGACCGCUCAUCGUUCAAGGAGAGUGUCGUUUCGGUCAUCGACCACAUGGGCACGGACCAGUGCAAUGGCUUCAGCCAAGAGGCCGUGGAGUUCACCCAGGAGGCGCUCCGGAAGGAGUUCGGGGCUUCGCGUUCGGACCCCGGCACCGUUUUCGACCACCAGCUAUGGAAGUCACUUUUGGACGCGGCGGGAGAUCCAGAGACAGAAGUUCCGGGCUGGCUCCGGCACGGUUGCCCGACCGGCAUUGGGGAGUCGGAGGUUCGCACGUGCGGCAUCUUCCCGCCGGUGGACCAUGCCAGCGCAGCCAUAGAGAAGGCCAGACAGUUCGCUGCCCUCCGGGCCGCGCAGGAGUGGAGGCACGACCUCCACAAGAACUACGCCAGCUUCUACACCGACGGCGGCGCUCUGGCGGAGCAGGAGGUCCAGCGCAUCGAGCAGCGCGGCUACAUCGAGAUCAUCCGCGACUGGGACGAGGUACGCAGCAGAUGGCCCGAUGCGACGGCGAGCAAAGUUGCGCUCCUCGUCAAGACGCGGGAGGACGGUUCGACGAAAGCCCGCAUCAUCAUCGACCUACUGCGCUCGGGGGUCAACGGGGGAGUCGCCCUCCCAGAGCGCGUAGUCCUACCCCGCUUGUCGGACCUCACGGCCGCGGUUCUCGACCUCAUGGAGAUCGACGUCAGGGCCGACUGGCACCCGGACGAGGAUUGGUACGAGCUGUGCACGGUGGACUUCGAGGACGCCUUCCACACCCUAUCGCUCCGAGCAGCCGACCGGGGGAAGAUGGUCUUCAAGACGGCGGCUGGCUGGGCAGUCUUCCGCCGCCUGUGCUGCGGGAUGGCUUCGGCCCCCUUGGUUUGGGGCAGAGUCGGCGCCGCUGCGUGCAGGCUGGGCCAGGCGAUGUUCCAACCGCACGAGCUCAGAAUCCAGCGCUUUGUGGACGACCCCGCGAUCUGCACUCGCGGCCCCCCGCACCAGCGGAAGCGGCUCUUGGGUGCGCUCCUCCUGUUCUGGGCCGCGCUUGGUUUCAGGCUCAACUGGAAGAAGGCCAUUCGCGGGCAGACCGUGCCCUGGAUCGGGGCACAACUGGAGCUCCAGCGCCGGCGGUGUCGGAAGUGCCGCCGGCACGCGCGGGGCAUCCAGGUCACGCUGGCUCCGAAAAAGUGCCGGGAGAUCGUCGAGGCCGUCGACGCGAUCCACCGCUCGACGGGCGUUGUCCACGUCAAGGAGGUUCGCAAGAUCGCCGGCCAGCUCUCGUGGGCCAGCGGUCUACUUCCUUGGCUUCGCGGGUUCAACGCCUGCCUGUGGGCGGCGUUGGCGGCGCACGACCAGGAGCAGAACGCGCAGGCCUUGAGAUUCUCGGCCAAGAAGCGGCCCGGUCAGCUCUUCUUCUUGCUGCGAAUCCAGCAGGCGAUCACCUGGAUCCGCUUGCUGUUUGCCGGGCUCAUCCGGGACCGCGAGGGCAAGGCGAUCACAGUCCAAAGAUGGACAAAUGCGACAACCCGCCUAGCCGACCUGUCGGCGUGCAUCCGCACCGACGCGUCCCCGUACGGGUUCGGCGCGAUCUUCUUCGUCGAUGGGGCGCCGCGCGCCUGGAUCGCCGAGGAGCGGGCGGACGCGGACCUCGAGCUGCUCCACGCGACCCGCGGGGACCCAGCGUGGCAGGCCGAGUGGGAGUUGCUCGCGCUCCUGGUUGCCGUGGAUUGCUGGCUGCCGCGCCUCAAGGACGAGGCGCUCGCGCUGCUCCAGACGGACGCCACCGCGGCCCUCUUCAGCGCAGCCAGGCUGGCCGGGAGAACGCCGCUCAUGAAUGCUCUCGCGGCGGAGUUGGCGCUGCGGUUCGAGAGCGCGAAUGUCCACGUCAGCCUGGAGCACGUUGCGGGCACGCUGAACUUCGAGUGCGACGCGCUGAGCCGGAUUUCGCAGGGCGCGGCGAUUCCGCGCUCGCUCAGGUGCACGUGGGCCGGCCGCCUUCGGCAAGGGGGGGCGGACUUCGCAGCCCUCGGGCCGGCGCGGAGGGCGGCCGUACUGAAGGGCAAGGCCAAUGGCAAAGGCGUCGGCAGGGUCGGCUCUGCGGCCGCGUCGGGCGCGGAGCUUGUGCCUCGUAAGAGCAGGAAGGAUUUCCCAGACGUCAGGGCGACAAAACGCCCCUGCAGAGCAGAGGUGCUCACGGCCAUCUCCACGAUCAAGGGGAAGGAGGAGGUCCUCGCCAGGCUCCUGCAGGACACUUCAGCGGCCAGCAGCAAGCUCACCGCCGACUCGCCGUGGGCAACCUGGUCGGUGUUCCACCAGGCUUGGUUUGGCGAAGCGACGCCGGCCCUCCCGCUGAGCGCGGAGACGGUCUACGCUGUCGCCGCUUGCUUCAAGCAGGGGGGCUACCGGGGGUUCCCUGCGUACAUGGCCAAGGCUAAGGAGGCCCACACCCUCGCCGGCUGGCCGUGGGAUGAGCAGCUGGACCUUGCUCGGCGGAAGGCCACGGCAUCGGUCCUCCGGGGCUUGGGCGUUGCGAGACAGUCCGCGCCCUUCGACCUCAACGCAGCGGUCAAGGCGGUGCGCGAGGGCAGCGUCCACCUGGGGCCGCUCGCGCCCGUGGGAUGGGUGAACUUCCUCAUCGUCGCCUCCAUUUUUGUCAUGCGGGAGAUCGAGGCGGCGUUUGCCAAGGUCGGCCACGUGACCCUCAACAGGGCCGAGCGCAAGGUCAGCCUCAGGCUCCCAGUCUCCAAAAGGGACCCGCGGGCCGUCGGCUGCACGAGAACAUGGGGUUGCACGUGCGCGAGCCCGCUGUCUCGUGAAUUGUGCCCGUAUUGCGCGGCAGAUGAGCAGUUGGGCAUGCUCCGGGACAUGUUCGGCCCGAGUUUCGAUGACGACUUGCCGCUCUUCCCAUGCCGCACUGGCGGGGUCUGCCUGAAGGCCAACAUCGUGGCGGCGCUCGAGGCCACCGUUGCGGCAUACGGAGGCGCUCCGUUCCACCCGAGUGGCGCGAAGGCUUUGGGAGGGCAUUCUUUCAGAGUCACGGGAGCCCAGAGGUUGGCCAUCGCAGGGUUGGAGGUGCACAAGAUCAUGCUGCAUGCGCGGUGGGCCGGCGACACCGUUCUCCGCUAUAUCCGCGAGGCGCCCUUGGAGAAUCUCCCAGCGGAGGUGAUCGCUCUCGAGGAGAAGCGCUCGCUCAUCGAGUCCCUCACCAAGGCGCAGGACGACGUGAUCAAGGUUGGCGACCAGGUGGCUGCCCAGAAGCAGGACGUCGCGGACGCGCUGGCCGCCCUGCAGGAGCGGCUCGCCAAACUCGACGCCGGCUCCGCCAAGCCAUACGUCAGCGGCGGAGGCUCGAGGAGGUUCCGGGUCCACGAGGUCGCAGUGGAGGGGCUCGACGUCCCCCCGCAGCUGUGGAGGACCAAAUGCGGC